Thermothielavioides terrestris NRRL 8126 is the source of this 1860-nucleotide messenger RNA. RefSeq lists its product as uncharacterized. Gene Ontology annotation, cellular component: nucleus. The record is from RefSeq and is a predicted model, not a curated record. Gene Ontology annotation, molecular function: RNA binding; ATP binding; RNA helicase activity. NCBI's taxonomy places the organism in Eukaryota, Fungi, Ascomycota, Sordariomycetes, Sordariales, Chaetomiaceae. The transcript has 5 exons. Bases 1 to 1860 code for a protein of 619 amino acids.
AUGUCGGACCACGGCUGGGUUACGACUUCCCCGCCUGCUGGUGCUGGUGACUGCAUCGCGGCUCAGGCGGCUGGUGUCUUUACCACCGACGAGAUGCGAGCGGCGCUGCCCGCUAACGGAAACAACACCGCUGACAAGAAACCGGAGGCUCCUCCCGGCUGGGUUGCGGCCACUCCCUAUGACUACAAUGCCUACGCUGACAGCGGCGCCCACGAAUGGGAGUCCAACGCGGCGAAGUAUGAGUUUGAUGGCGAGACUGGAGAUGUUGGCCCCGAGUUCCCGGACCUCGAGAUCGAGCUCUUCGGCGAACCCGGCACUCGCGCCAAAGAGGGCAUUGAUUUCAGCAAGAUCGCUUCCAUCGAACUGUUCCAGGAAGGACCCGCCCGCGUUAACCCCAUUGCGUCUUUCCAAGAUGCCGGUCUUCACCCGGUCAUGCUGAAGAACGUCGAGCUCGCUGGAUACAGAAAUCCGACCCCCAUUCAGCGUUAUUGCCUGCCGGCAAUCCACCUCGGCUACGAUGUCAUUGGCAUUGCGCAGACGGGCUCUGGCAAAACCGCGGCCUAUCUCAUCCCCAUUCUCAACAAGCUCAUGGGAAAGGCCAAGAAGCUCGCUGCCCCCCGUCCGAACCCGGCAACCUAUCAGCCCGGGAUUGACCCUCCCGUUCGCGCCGAGCCUCUCGUGGUUAUCGUCUGCCCGACCCGCGAGCUGGCUGUGCAGAUUUUCAAUGAGGCACGCAAGUUCUGCUACCGCACCAUGCUCCGUCCCUGCGUGGUGUACGGUGGCGGGUCCUACAAGGACCAAGCGGCCCAGCUUCAAAAGGGCUGUGAUGUUCUGGUCGCCUCUCCGGGCCGUCUGGUCCACUUCAUGAAUGAUCCGCGUAUUCUGACUCUCCGUCGAGUGCGCUACAUGGUCAUCGAUGAGGCCGAUGAAAUGCUCGACCAAGACUGGAAGGAUGACCUCGACAAGAUCAUGUCCGGCGGCGAGGGCAACAUUAACUACAUGCUGUUCUCCGCCACCUUCCCCAAGGGCGCUCGUGAGCUGGCCAAAACUCAUCUCGCCGAGACCCACGUGCGUCUCCGCGUUGGCCGCGCUGGCAGCUCCCAUGAGAAUAUCAAACAGAACAUCAUCUACGUCGACCCUUCCAUGAAGAAGCAGGCCUUGAUUGAUCUCAUCCGGUCCUUGCCUCCGACGCGUACCAUUAUCUUCGUGAAUUCGAAGCGCACCGCAGAAGAAGUCGAUGAUUACCUCUACAACUUGGGCAUGCCUUGCACGUCUAUGCACUCCGAUCGCACCCAGAAGGAACGUGAAGCCUCCAUGCGCGGCUUCCGUAGCGGCAAGUGGCCUAUCCUGAUCGCCACUGGCGUCUCUGCUCGUGGCAUCGACGUUCGCAACGUCAUGCACGUUAUCAACUACGACCUCCCGUCCAUGGAUCAUGGUGGGAUUGAGGAGUACACUCAUCGCAUUGGCCGUACCGGUCGCAUUGGACAUCGCGGUCUCGCUUCGUCAUUCUAUUCCGAUAGAGACGAACCGAUUGCUUCCGUGCUCACUCGGACUCUCAUCGAGACGAACCAGGAAGUUCCCGAUUUUCUGCAGUCGUAUAUUCCUGAGGGCGCUUCGGCGACGAACCUCAAGUUUGAGGCUGAUUCGGACUUCGAAGACGAGGCCGCUGGCACCGGCGGUGGUGAUGCUGGCGCCGGCGAAGGCGGUUGGGGUGCUGAUACUGAUCAGAAUGCCGGCGGAGACACUGGCGUUGGCGGAGACGGUUGGGGCUCUGGACAUGCCAACGGGAACGGGGACGGCUGGGGCGCCGUUGCUUCCAACUCGGCUGAGGUUGAUGCAGCGACCAGCUCUAAUUGGUAA